Messenger RNA from Bactrocera latifrons, 6561 nucleotides. It is a transcript of the gene Arms, whose product is annotated as kinase D-interacting substrate of 220 kDa. The record is from RefSeq and is a predicted model, not a curated record. Bases 728 to 5470 code for a protein of 1580 amino acids. Lineage: Eukaryota; Metazoa; Arthropoda; Insecta; Diptera; Tephritidae. The transcript has 14 exons. Gene Ontology annotation, molecular function: protein binding.
GCUCUCGCGGUUUAUGACAGACACCGACGGGCAUUUAUGCAGUCAUUGUCAGCGACGCGGUGCACAGGCAGAGCGACGCGCGGUUACGGGAGCCGCGCGGCGAGACUAAACUAAUCAGCGAAGUGAAGAAAGCAUAUACAUUUGUACAUAACUACAUUGUUAGAGGUCCGCGAUUUCCGCGGCUCAGCGUUAAAUGGCGUAAAAUCGCAAAAAUACGCUGUUGCCUUAGCUGCCUUUGUUUUCGGAGCCUAAUGAUUGGUUUAACGGUAGUUCGAGUUGAUACGCGCCAUUAGUUAGCUCGCGCGCGCACGCCGCUACUUAUUUGAGUUUAGUCACUCGCCGCACAGACGACUAAGUUCGCACAUUCAUAGACGCGUACGAGUAUACACCGCCUCACCGCCGCCCCUACCGCACGCUGCUCGGUACCACGCCACGCGCGGCGAACGGUGGACAUUCCUCAGUACGAGUAUUUACAUACAUAUGUACAAGUACAUACGUUUGUUUGUUUUGUUGUACAUUCAUUUUGAUUUGCUUUCGAACGAAAUUGUGUUGACCUUUCCCCCAAAUAGUGCGCGAGUGUGUGUGUGUUUUAGAAAAUUAGAAAAAAAUUUACGAAAAAGGUUGAAAUUCGUAAAAAAUAAGUUAGUGCUUCUUACCCAACAAAUCUAUUUUGUUAUUAUUGUUAUAAAAAUUUCCUUACACUUGAAAGUAUAAAGUGAAAAAAGUUAUGAAGAAAGCGCUCAACACCACCCAAGAGGUUGAGGCGCCUGAGGAGGGCGCUGUCGGCGAACAAACGCGUCGCACGCCGCCGCGUCUCAUGCAAAUGGGUCGCGCUUUCUCCGAAAUGUCACCGCUGAAUCCCGCCUCGGCUUCGCCCGCCUGUCGCAGUCCAUCGAGCGCGGCUGCUGGCGCCGCUUUGCAAAUUCGCCGUGACUCUGGCAACUAUAGCAGUAUUUUUCCUUUUGGAUUUUUGCGUCUAUCCCUACAAAAGAGCGGAAGCUCGAUUCAGCAUCUCAAUCGCUACGGAGAUUCUAUGGGUUCACUAGCACAUCGAGCGCUCCUACAAUAUGUGGAAAAUAAUGACCUAUCCGGUUUGCGCGCUAUCUUAGAUAGUCGGCAUUUAUCCGUCGAUGAUCGUGAUGAGAAUGGCACCACUGGACUUAUGGUUGUUGCUGGACGUGGCUUAACUGUUUUUGUGCGCGAAUUCUUGGCACGCGGCGCAGAUGUCCAAGCGGAGGACAAUGACAACUGGACGGCACUCAUAUGCGCGGCCAAAAAUGGUCACUUCGAUAUCGUACAAGUGCUCAUCGAUCACGGCGCCGAUAUUGAGCAUCGUGAUAUGGGCGGUUGGACGGCAUUAAUGUGGGCCGCUUACCGUGGCCACACCGAUCUGGUGCGUUUUCUGCUCGAGAAAGGCGCAGACGUGAAUGUACAUGGCAAUUAUCAUUUGGGCCCGCUGCUGUGGGCAGCUGGACGUGGCUUCAGAGAUAUUGUGGAAUUGUUGGUGCAACGCGGUGCUAAGGUGAAUGUCGGCGACAAGUAUGGCACAACAGCGUUGGUGUGGGCAUGCCGCAAAGGCAAUGCUGAGAUCGUCGAUACGCUACUAAAGGCCGGUGCUAAUGUCGACACAGCGGGCAUGUAUUCGUGGACACCAUUGCUGGUAGCCACUUCGGGCGGACAUACGGACUGUGUUACCUCGCUGCUGGAGAAGAGACCCAAUGUUAAUGCGUUGGAUAAGGAUGGCAUGACCGCGUUGGCGAUUGCGAGCCGUGAGGGCUUCCAGGAAAUAUGCGCGGCUCUCAUCGCCGCUGGCGCCUACAUCAACAUACAAGAUCGUGCCGGCGACACGCCUCUCAUACAUGCCGUCAAAGGUGGUCAUCGUGGCGUUGUUGAAGCGUUGCUUAAGAAGCAUGCUGAUGUUGAUAUACAAGGCAAGGAUCGGAAAACCGCUAUAUACACCGCGGUGGAGAAGGGUCACACGCAUAUCGUGAAGAUACUAUUGUCCACCAAUCCCGAUCUUGAGGCAGCGACUAAAGACGGUGAUACCGCGCUGCUGCGCGCCGUGCGCAAUCGUAACCUGGAAAUGGUGCAAAUGCUGUUGGAUCGCAAGGCAAAAGUGACGGCUAGCGAUAAGCGCGGUGACACCUGCUUGCACAUUGCUAUGCGCGCGCGUUCCAAGGCGAUUGUGGAGGCAUUACUGCGCAACCCCAAGAAUAGCCAGCUCUUGUACAGAGCCAAUAAGGCCGGUGAGACGCCAUACAAUAUCGAUACCAUACAUCAAAAAACCAUACUGGGACAAGUGUUUGGCGCGCGUCGUCUCAAUACGAAUGAAGACUCGGAAGGCAUGCUCGGCUAUGAAUUGUACUCGUCCGCUUUGGCUGAUGUGCUGAGUGAACCCACGCUAACCACACCCAUCACAGUCGGUUUGUACGCCAAAUGGGGUAGCGGUAAAAGCUUUUUGCUUAACAAACUGCGCGAUGAGAUGAAUAAUUUCGCGCGGCAGUGGGCCGAACCGCCCAUCAAUACGAGUGGCUUGAUGUUCCUGGUAAAUCUGCAUAUUGCGCUAGUGCUAGGCACCGUAGUCGGCCUAUCUUCGUGGUCUGCCAUGUGGGGCGGUAUAGCGGCAGUGCUUUAUUUAGUGUUUACAUACCUCCUGCUUGCCAGUAUUAAUUAUGCCAACAACCAUAUGGACGUCUACUGGGCCUAUUCGGUGCAACAUGGCAUUAUGAAGCGCUUCGGUCGUUUACGUCUCAUAUUACAAGUGGCAUUCUGUCAUCCGCCCGGCACCCAAGCGGACGCACAAGCGAAGCCGGUGCGUUUUCACUUUGCUGAGGCGAGCAGCGCGUCGCCUACGGGCGAGAGCGCAGUUACACAUAUGUUGGCAGCGCUCUAUGAAGCCAUCGAAUCGCACUAUGGUUGGCUGUCGACACGCUUGUAUCGCGCGUUUCGUCCCAAAGCGUUGAAGGUGACAUCCGGUUGGCGCUGGCGUCGCAUGUGUUGCAUGCCGCUUGUGAUCAUUUUCGAGUUAUGUCUAUUAACGCUCAUUACGGGUAUCUCGCUCGUGGUGGCGUACUUCACGUACGCUUCGCCUGAGGAAAAGGAAAGUAUACUCGUUUCGAUUUAUGUAAUUUGCGCGAUAUUAGUGACUAUUAUCUGCACGAAUUUACACGGAUUGGCGAAGGCAUUCGGUUCGCUCUUCAUUUCACAAGGGCGCCAUUUGCGUCGUUCGGUGCGUCUUAAUGAGGGCGCCCCACUGACUGCAAUGGGCGCCGAGGUGGCGCUCAUGACCGAUAUGGUGAAGUGCCUGGAUGCUUUUACGAAUCAGCAAAGUCGUCUUGUGGGCGUGGUAGACGCAUUGGACUCCUGUGAUACGGAGCGCAUACUUUGCGUACUGAACGCCAUACAAACGCUGCUCUCCUCGCCGAAUCGUCCAUUUGUUCUGCUCAUCGCCGUCGAUCCGCAUGUGAUUGCCAAGGCAGCAGAAGCUAAUAGCAGACGUCUCUUUACCGAAGGCGGCAUUGGUGGCCACGAUUUCUUGCGCAAUCUGGUGCACUUGCCGGUGUACUUGCAGAAUUCUGGUUUGCGUAAGGUGCAACGCGCUCAAAUGACCGCUAUGCUCUUCAAACGCAACUACAGUGAAUUCCCCAACGAAGAUGGUCCGACACUGGGACAUUCGGUGUCCGCGCGUCGCUUGUCCAAUGCAUCGGAAAUAAUGUCCAGUCAAGAAAAAUUGCGCACCUCGCAUAAUCCCGGGCGCAGCGGCAAGAAGAUGCGUCUCUCCGAGUCGGUGGCCAGUUCGAUUGGCUCGAAUUUGCAUCGCUUGGGUCAGAAUCCGCAGGGCGUGCUCGAUCUGUCGCGCAUCAUGUUAACCGAUGACUACUUCAGUGAUGUGAAUCCGCGCAGCAUGCGGCGUCUCAUGAAUGUCAUCUACAUAACAGUGCGUCUACUGAAAGCAUUCCAAAUAGACUUUAGUUGGUAUCGUUUAAGUUCUUGGAUCAAUUUAACGGAGCAGUGGCCGUUGCGCGCCAGCAUGAUCGUGCUGCAGCACGACAACUUUAUGGAUUCAUACGACGAUAAUGUGUCGCUGCAAUCAGUCUAUGAAAAAGUACGCCCAAAAAUCGCUUGCCUACGCGAGGCAGCACCGCUGCUCGAGCUCGAUCGCGAUGAACGCAAAUUGGAUGCAUUCUUGCAGUUGCACAAAUCGGAUUUGUUAGUGGCGGAUUUGCGCAUAUUUCUGCCCUUUACUAUCAAUCUCGAUCCAUAUUUGAGAAAAGUUUUGAAAGAGGACCAACAAUCGAUCGAAGAUGAAGGUACGCUAAUGCUACAAAAUAAGCCGAGCAUUAAUCCUGCCGUACGCAUACCCCCACCCACACCGACGUAUGUGCCUUCGCCCGCUGCUUAUCCGCCAUAUCAAUUAUUCCACAACGACUAUGAGUUGAGACAUCGAAAUGCCAGUAUAAAUUCGGAGCCGGCUAUGACGCCGCUAAUCGGCUCGCCGAGUGAUUCGUUUGGUGAUGACGUACUGCAGACAAAACUAUCCGACUUAACAGUGGAAGGUGUCAUCAGCUUGCUGGAACGCGUCGAUGACUUGCGUCCCGCUUUGCCGAAAUUGUCACCAAUUCUCAAGGAAAAUGCCAUAAACGGACGCGUACUGAAAUACUGCGAUACUAAUGAUUUGAAAGGGGUGCUCGGUCUCAAUUUUGGCCACUGGGAAUUAUUUAGAUUACUUAUAAACACAUUACGAGACUGUGAAAAAUUACAACGUAAAUUCAAGCCAACACCGGCGAUAGCCGAUGUGCCAGCUUCAAACACGACAGCGCCAAAAGACAGCACAGACACGCAUACGCUGGCGCCGAGUCAACCGCAUUCGCGCAAAAACUCAACCACGAGUCAUAUGGAAAAGCAGGUUACGCUGGAGGAGCAAAUGAUUUGCGGUGCUUUGCAAACCCUCAACGAGGAGGCCUUCGAGGAUGUGGCGAGCAGUGAGCGACCCAGCCCAUCGGGUUUGCCUACAGAUGCCGAACUGCAGCUAAUCAGCAGCACACCAAUGCCACCAGCAUCACCGCUGGCACAACGACGCGACUCAAUACUGAAACAUCAGAACAGCGUUAAAACUGAUAAGCGUGUCAGUAUCAAGAGUGGCAGCAGCAAACUACAAAUGACAUCCAAUUUGGAGUACAUUUCGGAGAAGCCCUCAUCGCUCUCAUCGUCCGCCUCAACGUUGCCAUCGAGCGGCUCAACAACGCUGGAACGGCGGCCGAGCAAAACAACAGGUCCACGUCCGGCCUCACUGGUCAUCACCAAGCAAGACAACAAGGGUUCACAAUUCAAAUUAGUGCGUUCAUCGUCAGUGGACUAUGAGGAUAUCGAAAGUCAAAUGCCUACGGCGCGCUCGGUGAAUAAAAUUAUAUUAGCCGAACACCUGCCGGAGGAUGAAUCAGCACCGUUAGUCUUUACUGUGCACAAAUGAGCAAAUUCAGCGGCGUUGCAAGCAAUCAGCUGACUGACUGUUGGCUUGAAAUUUAAAUUACAAAGCUAGGCUGUGUCUAAGGAAUGCCUUCACAAAUGAGGAAUGAAGAAAGAAAAGGAAGAAAAAAUGUAAAAAUAGCAAAAGAUUACCUAAACCGUAAGAAAAGGUCACAAGUUCAGCUAUACGCUUUGUUGUUGUGCGCCACAAGACGAAAAGGUGCCGCAGAAUUGUCACAAAGCAACUUUUGAUUUUUUUCUAUAAAACUAUAUUUCUUUAAAUCAAAUUUUUGUGGAAACGAAUAGUGCUAGCUGUAUUGCAUUAUCUAUAUACAUACAUAUAUAUAAGUAGUACAUUUAUGUAUAAUCAAAUUCAUGUUAUGUAUGUGCGCACUCGCCGCACAUUUAGAUAUAUAUUUUUCCAAUGCGUUUUUACUAUAUCUCUAUAUAAAAUAAUUUAGCAGAAUAUUCUCUAGUAUAUUAAUUAUGUAUUGUGCGCAUAUACCCUAUAUACCUAUAUAUAACAAUACAUAUACAUGUAUAUAACAGCGUGUAUAUGUAUGUAUAACGUUGUAAAGCGCUUGGUGUAUGUCCAAUACUUAGUAUUUAACUAAAUGAUUUGCAACGAUGCCUAAGAAAUGUGUAAUUAUCGUUUAAAUUGAGAAGAAAAGUAAAAAUAACAAUAACAAUUACGUCGUUAACAUUAUUUGUUGUUGCUGCUGUUACUAUUAAAAAAAGUAUAAAGUGUAUAAAUCUACAAUUAAAUGAAAAUCAAAGCGUUGCUCCUCAACAACAAGAAACAACCAUAUUAUUACCAAUUAAGUAUUGUUAGUUGCAGAAACUAUUAAAAUUUAAUAAAUUACAUAAACUAAAAAUAAGAAAAAAUGCUGAUUGUCACAAAGGUAGCUAGUAACAUGUAUACAAUUGAACACACACAUAUACGUAAUAUACAAAAAUACUACACGUGCUCUUAACAAUUGCAUAUGAUAUUUAAAGAAAUAAAAGCUUGGCUAGCUUGCAGCCAGUAGCAAUUAGAUUGUACUUAGCAGAAUUGAAUGAUGUAUGAGAAUAAAGAUUUUAAAUGCAAUUGCAAAA